Molecule: messenger RNA, 987 nt
Organism: Hydra vulgaris (swiftwater hydra)
Lineage: Eukaryota; Metazoa; Cnidaria; Hydrozoa; Anthoathecata; Hydridae
Source: RefSeq, a predicted model, not a curated record
AUGUUUUUUAUGUUUCGUGGAGAAGUAAUAGAAGAUAUUACUUAUCAAACUAUUUCAAAUUUCAAUAGAAAAUGUUAUGAACUACUUAAAAAAGGCAAUGCAACUAACGAAGAAAUAACUCGAGAGGUUAUAAAUUACACUAUUAAAAUGCAUGAAGAAGAUGGUUUCACAAACUUGAUAAAAUGUUCGGCGAUAGAAAAUACAAACAAACCUUCAAGUAAAGUUAAAGAAUCAGACUUCGAAAAAUCUAAAGAAACAUGGGAUAACAUAAUAAAAAAAAGUUCAGACUACAAAAAAUCUGAAGAAUUAUGGAAUAAUAUCCUAUCUUAUGAUUUUAAAGCAGCAAUGAAUGAGGUCGAUAUUUGUCACACGUUUUUAACUGAUUACGAAUUGAAAAGAUUUGAUAAAUUUAAAGACGACUUUAAAGAUUGUAAAGAAUGUAAAAAACUUUAUUUUCAUAUUAGUACAAAAAAAAUGGAGAACAAAUCUGACAAUUUGCAAGAAGCCUUAAAUUAUUUAAAUUCAACAAUGAAAAUAAUAAAAAUACGCGAUCAAGAAGGUUGGUGUUGUUAUGCAACAAAAGGUAGUGCUGGUUUUGAUUUACGUAGCAUUGAAAAAAAAAUGUUAAUGCCAUUUCAACGUGAUUUGUUUUCGACUGGCGUAUCUAUUAUUGAAAUGGAUUAUAGCUUGCAAGGUCAAAUUGCACCUAAAUCAGGUUUGGCUUGGCAUAACGGUAUAACAGUAUUAAAUGCUCCUGGUAUAAUUGAUGCUGAUUAUAAAGAUGAAAUUAAAGAUAUUCUUUUUAAUUCGUCAGGAGUACCUUUUAGUAUUGAACGAGGACAAGCUAUUGCUCAAAUGACUUUUGUACCCGUUUUUAAAGCUGAAAAAUUAAUUUGUAAAAGACUGAACGGUAAUAUUGAAAUGGAAUUUCAAUCAAUGAUAUCAGAAGAAGAAAGAACGGGCGGUUUUGGAUCUACUGGACAUUAA